CAAAUGGAAUUUAAUGAAUGAAUGAAGAUAAAAAAAGAUAAACUGAAAUUAAUUAAAAUGAAAAAAGAUAAGGUAAAUGAAAGGACUGGAAGCUGAGUGAGCCCAUUGUUGUUGUUGACUCCUGAUACUCUCAGCUGAUUGUGUGAAGAAGACACGGACUGAAUAAAAAAUAAACUAUAUCCCAGCGUUCCGUUUAGAAACCCUCAAGGAUAUAAAAAUUGACACCAAAUCUUCUUCCCCAGUCAUAAAUUUCAUCCUUCUUUGCAGAACAAAGGCACGCAUAUAGGCGCAUCUGUCACGAUUUUGCGCGUUGAAUCCAAAUGUAUUUAUAUUCAAUGCAUUAAAGAAACGUCUUUUAUUCUGAGGGGAUGAUAAUACCAAGGGUAAAAGUUGGCACUUGGAAGAGACCUCGCUGCGUAAAAGGAGCGACCAUUGCGCAGAAUCUCUGCGCUCUCUUAUUUCCAGGAGAGGCACGCAUCUCCAUCACAGGAUGAUGCGAGUUGCGCGCUGAGUCGUUGCCUGCUCUUGGGCACCAGCAGGACCCAAAGUUGCGCAAAGAGCCUGAUCCUGCACAACUAUUGGCACCAUGUCAGCCGUGCGGAGGAAAUUCGGCGAGGACUAUCAGGUGGUGAACACCAACCGGACAAUGACUUUUUCCGCCCCUGUGAAGCGGAAGCGGCAGCGCUUCGUGGAGAAGAACGGCCGCUGCAACGUCCAGCACGGUAACCUUGGCGGGGAGACCAGCAGGUACCUCUCGGACCUCUUCACCACGCUGGUGGACCUCAAGUGGCGAUGGAACCUGCUCAUCUUCAUCCUCACUUACACGGUGGCGUGGCUAGUCAUGGCCUCCAUGUGGUGGGUGAUCGCCUACAUCCGCGGAGACCUGAGCCACGGCAGCCACGAGCCGCCCUACACCCCGUGCGUCGCCAACGUCUACAACUUCCCGUCCGCGUUCCUGUUCUUCAUCGAGACCGAAGCGACCAUCGGCUACGGGCACCGCUACAUCACAGAGAAGUGCCCCGAGGGGAUCAUCCUCUUCCUCUUCCAGUCGCUGCUGGGAUCGAUCGUGGACGCCUUCCUCAUCGGCUGUAUGUUCAUCAAGAUGUCGCAGCCGAAGAAGCGCGCCGAGACGCUCAUGUUCAGCCAGGACGCGGUCAUUUCGCAGCGGGACGGAAAGUUGUGCCUCAUGUUCCGAGUGGGGAACCUGCGGAACAGCCACAUGGUGUCGGCGCAGAUCAGGUGCAAGCUCAUCAAGUCUCGGCAAACCCCGGAGGGAGAGUUCCUGCCCCUGGACCAGUGUGAGCUGGAUGUGGGCUUUGGCACAGGGGCGGACCAGCUUUUUUUGGUGUCACCUCUCACCAUCUGCCAUGAGAUCAACAGCAACAGCCCGUUUUUCGAUCUCUCACAGCGGUCGCUCAUGAACGAGCAGUUUGAGAUUGUUGUUAUUCUGGAGGGCAUUGUGGAAACCACAGGCAUGACAUGCCAGGCAAGAACAUCUUACACUGAAGAUGAAGUCCUGUGGGGCCAUCGCUUCCUCCCUGUCAUGUCUCUGGAAGAGGGCUUCUUCAGAGUUGAUUACUCCCAAUUUCACAACACCUUCGAGGUUCCCACACCUCCUUACAGCGUCAAAGAGCAGGAGGAGAAGAACUCGUUGACAUCACCCAAUCCUCCUCCUGCUGUGCCCACGCUCCCCUCUCCUCUGCUGGGUAACGCUGGUCGCAUAAGUCGCAGAGAAAGGCUCCUGUCAGCCGACAAUGCCGAUCACGUGGAAGAACAAACCUUCAGGCUGCCCAGUAAACUCCAGCGAAUGAGCUCCACUAAGGAGGAGCACCUGUGGAGGGCACUGAAGACUGGGUCAGCAUUGCCUGGGGGUAAAGCCUCCAGCACAGGAGACCUGCCACUUAGCAUUCAGAGGUUAAGGUCCAGCUCUAUCCCGGUCGUGAGACAAGCACAGCCAGAAGAGCAGGUCCAACUGCUGUCUUUGGAUGGAGACGCCGAGGACGGUGAUCUGGAGAAACACAGACUUCUAUCAGUCUUCAACACCGUCGCUGCUCCAGCUCCGGCACCCCUCCACAUCCCUCUGGUAGGGAAUCGACCAGAGGACAACCUGCCCCCUAAACUGCGUAGAAUGAACGCUGACCGCUGAACUAACAUGAAAAACUCCAACAGACUUGACGGGCAUUGCCUAUAAACAAAGACUUUUGAUCUACAUUUUAUAAAUAUAUAUAUUUUCAGCAAUGUUGGUUCAAUAUGCUACAUUUAAAAACAAUUUCUCUGCUUAGUUGAUUGCCCAAAAAGGGCACAACACUAAUAAGCCAUCCAUCCGCUCAUACUGUGAGUCAGUUUGCCCCCCCC
Messenger RNA from Nothobranchius furzeri (turquoise killifish), 2355 nucleotides. RefSeq names its product G protein-activated inward rectifier potassium channel 1. Gene Ontology annotation, biological process: potassium ion import across plasma membrane; regulation of monoatomic ion transmembrane transport. Gene Ontology annotation, molecular function: G-protein activated inward rectifier potassium channel activity. The record is from RefSeq and is a predicted model, not a curated record. Gene Ontology annotation, cellular component: plasma membrane. NCBI's taxonomy places the organism in Eukaryota, Metazoa, Chordata, Actinopteri, Cyprinodontiformes, Nothobranchiidae.